AGGUUCGUUCGUUCGAUUCUGAAACCAUUUUCUGAUCAUUAUUAUAAUCAAAAUUGAUUUCAUAUUUCAUAAAAAAUAAACAAAACUAUUAUUUAAAUUCAAUUAGGGUUUAAAUUAGGGUUUAUAUUAACAACACAAGCUUCACUACUUCACUACUCGAAUAUUGUUUUGAAUUUCAAUGAAUUAAGCUGAAUUCAUAUUAAUUUGGCGUUUGAAUUAACAACACAAGCUUCACUUCACCACUUGAUUUGAUUCAUGUUUUCAUCAAUUUAUUUUUCAGUUUUGUUUUGAAUUAAGCUGAAUUAUUAUUAUUUUAGCUGAAUUAGGGUUUAUAUUAGCAACACAAGCUUCGCUUCACCACUUGAAACUUGUUUUCAUCGAUUUAUAUUUUUCAGUUUUUUUUUUUUUGGAUUUGAAUGAAUUAAGCUGAUUUUUUUUUUUUGUUUAUUUUCUUCAAGAUGACAAACUCCAUAUAUGAUGCAUUAGCUUUAAUCUCAGCUGUAAAAAGUGUGUUUAAAGAUGAGAAUGGGGAAAAGUAUGAAACUUUUUUAGAAGUUCUCAAGGAUUUUAAGGCUGGAAGAAUUGAUAGAAGAGAUGUCAAAUAUAGAGUGUAUGAGUUGUUUAAAGGUCAUCAAGAUUUAAUUUUUGGAUUCAACAAAUUCAUGCCAACUCAAUAUGAAAUCAAACUUCCAAUGGAUCAUGAUGACAAUGAACAACAGGGACGCCAAUUAGAGACAAAUGAUGCAUUAGCGUUUCUCAAGAAAGUAAAAGAUGUGUUUCAAGGUAAGAAUAGGGAAAAGUAUGAUGAGUUUUUAGAAAUUUUAAAGGAUUUCAAGGCUCAAAGAAUUCAUACAAGUAUUGUUGUGGAAAGAGUCAAGGAGAUGUUUAAAGGGCAUACAGAUUUAAUUUCGGGAUUCAACGUCUUCUUGCCAAACACAUUUCAAAUCCAGCUUCACACUGGACGCCGAUCAGAGACAGAAGAUGCAUCAGCGUUUAUCGAGAAAGUAAAAGAUGUGUUUGAAGUUAAGAAUAAGGAAAAGUAUGAUGAGUUUUUAGAAAUUUUAAAGGAUAGCAAGGCUGGAAGAAUUGAUAGAAGUGUUGUCGCGGAAAGAGUCAAGGAGAUGUUUGAAGGGCAUACAGAUUUAAUUUUGGGAUUCAACGCUUUCUUGCCAAACACACUUCAAAUUCAGCUUCGCACUGGGGGAAAAAUGAAGAAGUUAUCAGAGAACUGUGAAAUUCCUUGGGAUCUGCUUGAUAUCAUUUCCAGAAAACUAGAUUUUGACGACUUCUUCGAAUUUGCUGGUGUGUGCAAGAAUUGGAGGGAGUUUCAUAAAAUUUAUUGGAGAAAUUUCUUGGCAUCCCAAGAACCAUUACUUGUUCAAAAGUCUUGCCAUGAUAAGAAAUGUUUUAACUUCAUGAGCAUACCUGACCAAAGAGUUUAUCACUCGAAGAUGAUCAAUCAUUACUGGGACUUUGCCUAUUGCGGGUUUUCUAGUGGAUAUAUGAUCAUGAUAACGCAAAAUAAUUCAUUUUUGCUAAUGAAUCCAUUUACCAGAAGAAAGAAGAUAAUCCAUACAUCGGCCUUUAAAGUAAAAUUUUCAUAUUUUGCUUACCAUGUCUUACUUGCUUUUUGCAAAGGCUCAGAGGAAUUUGUCUUUGUGGCUUUAUGUAAUAGCUCUGGCAGUUUGCAUGUUUAUCAAUCUCGAAACUCUUGCUGGGUUACUUAUUCAACAAUAGGAAAUCCAUGGAAGGUUGUUGACUUUGUUGUUUUGUAUAAUACAAUAUAUGUUGUCACCGACAAAGCCAUUAUAGGUGUACUCGACUUGAAUUCCGCAAAUAUAAAAUUUUUAGAACUGAAGAGUACUCCUGCCGUAACAUCUUCCUCGCACCUAAGGUUGGUUAGUUGUGAUGGACAACUUUUAGUGAUUCAUAUUACAUCUGAGGAAAUAUUGAAUGUGUACAAGAUAGACUUCUCAACCAAGAAUUAUGUCAUGCUGGAAACUUUGGGUGACAUUGCAUUAUUUUAUGCUUCAGGAGAAUACUUCUAUGCAUUGAGCAACCCGAGAAUGUGGGGUUAUGAAACCAACUCUUUGCAUGUCAUCAAUCUUUCAUGUACAAAAUGCAUAGUGUGUGUGGGGGAUGACAACAAACUGCCAGAAUACAUUAUGCAUGAUACACAUAAAGUUCCUCCAAGAGAAGGAGGCUACUUGUUGGACUGGUGUUUUAAACAUCUACACUAUGAGGUGGAUUAUUCUCCAAGUUAAGUAACAGUUUAGUUUGUAAUCUGUGUUUGGACAUUGUUCCUUGAGUUUCCUUUUUUUUUUCUCCUGCCAAUAAUUUGACUAGUCUGAAAAAAAUUGUUAUGGUUUAUGGUUUUGAUAUUUGAGAAGUAUUGAGAUGAAAAGUAGUUGAAUAUUUUCUUGAUUAGGGUAUGUUUGGAUAUAUUUGUAAUAUAGUUGAUGGUAUAGGAAAACAUUGUACUAUCCUUUAUGGCUGUGAUUAGUUGUGAAUGUCAUAUGUGAUUAGUUGUGAAUUUAGAUCACAUUAAUGGGAUUGUUGUCUUCUAUCUUUAGGUUCAUUCAUUGCUUGGAAAUUUAAAAAUAUGUUCGAUUUUUUUUUCUUUC
Messenger RNA from Trifolium pratense (red clover), 2624 nucleotides. RefSeq lists its product as uncharacterized. The transcript is spliced from 3 exons. Gene Ontology annotation, biological process: negative regulation of transcription by RNA polymerase II. NCBI's taxonomy places the organism in Eukaryota, Viridiplantae, Streptophyta, Magnoliopsida, Fabales, Fabaceae. Gene Ontology annotation, cellular component: chromatin; histone deacetylase complex. Bases 459 to 2264 code for a protein of 601 amino acids. Gene Ontology annotation, molecular function: protein binding; transcription corepressor activity. The record is from RefSeq and is a predicted model, not a curated record.